Messenger RNA from Girardinichthys multiradiatus, 2211 nucleotides. It is a transcript of the gene cnot2, whose product is annotated as CCR4-NOT transcription complex, subunit 2. NCBI's taxonomy places the organism in Eukaryota, Metazoa, Chordata, Actinopteri, Cyprinodontiformes, Goodeidae. The record is from RefSeq and is a predicted model, not a curated record. Gene Ontology annotation, cellular component: CCR4-NOT core complex; P-body. The transcript has 15 exons. Gene Ontology annotation, biological process: nuclear-transcribed mRNA poly(A) tail shortening; regulation of DNA-templated transcription; regulation of stem cell population maintenance. Bases 168 to 1733 code for a protein of 521 amino acids.
UUUCCUCAUUGCCGAAGUUCAGUGUUUACAGAUGAGAUCAGCUUUGUGUACGGAAGUGGUCCGCAGGUCGUGAGGUCAGAGAGUAAAGGCUCUUUCGGCUGGGACUACACACAGCCAUCUUGGAUCUAACGAAACGAAGGGAAAUUAAUGCGGUGACAAAAAAAGGCAUGUUUGGUUCUAGAAAACCCUUUCCAGAUUUCGGGGACGGAGUCGACAACGACUUGGCCGAUGACAUGUACUAUAGCCAGCAGUCAAUGUUCCAUAGAUCGGACAAAGAUAUGUUGUCCUCUCCUUCACCGUCGUCGUCCAGUCAGUUGUCGCAGCUCGGUGUGAGUUUGUACGGACCACAAAGUGCAAUCGGCUUCCCCGUCAGGAACAUGGGAAACAGUACGCCUCAGUUAAACCGAAAUCUAACACAAGGAACGCAGCUAGCAAGUCAUAUCACCCCUACAACAGGUGUGCCCUCCAUGUCCCUACACACCCCUCCAUCGCCAAGCAGAGGAACGUUAUCGAUGAAUUCGAGGAACAUCCUGAAUCACUCUCAGGUUGGCCAGGGCAUAGGGUUAUCCGGCAGGACCAGCAGCAUGGGCAGCUCAGGGCUCGGAAGUCCUAACCGCAGCUCACCCAGCAUCAUCUGUAUGCCCAAACAGCAGCCAGCACGCCAGCCCUGCACCAUCAACAGCAUGUCAGGAUUUGGCAUGAACCGCAAUCAAGCUUUUGGGAUGAACAAUUCAUUAUCGAGCAACAUCUUCAAUGGCACAGAUGGCAGUGAUAAUAUAAUGGGACUGGAUCUGUCAGACUUCCCUGCAUUAGCAGACAGGAGUCGGAGAGAAGGGACUGGAAACCCAACACCGGUGCUGAACCCGCUGGCUGGACGUGCUCCUUAUGUUGGCAUGGUGACAAAGCCUUCGACUGAACAGACACAAGACUUCUCCAUACAUAACGAGGACUUCCCUGCACUGCCUGGGCCAAACUAUAAAGACCCCACACUGAACAGCGAUGACAGUAAAACUAACUUGAACUCCACAAGCAAGAGCACAGCCAGCACAGAUGGGCCGAAGUUCCCCGGAGACAAGACCACCUCGGCACAGAACAACAACCAGAAGAAAGGGAUCCAGGUGUUGCCCGAUGGUCGGGUGACGAACAUUCCCUCAGGAAUGGUAACGGACCAAUUUGGCAUGGUGGGUCUGCUGACCUUUAUCCGGGCCGCAGAGACUGAUCCAGGCAUGGUGCAUCUGGCGCUGGGAAGUGACCUCACAACACUGGGACUCAACUUAAAUUCACCAGAAAACCUGUUUCCAAAGUUCGCAUCUCCCUGGGCUUCUGCACCAUGUCGACCUCAAGACAUUGAUUUCCAUGUUCCAUCUGAGUAUUUAACCAACAUCCACAUAAGGGACAAGUUAGCUGCAAUUAAGUUGGCUCGAUACGGUGAAGAUCUGUUGUUCUACCUGUACUACAUGAAUGGAGGAGACUUACUUCAGAUCCUGGCAGCAGUGGAGCUCUUUAACCGGGACUGGAGAUACCAUAAAGAGGAGCGGGUUUGGAUAACAAGAGCACCCGGCAUGGAGCCCACACUAAAGACCAACACCUAUGAGAGGGGCACCUACUACUUCUUUGACUGUCUUAACUGGAGGAAAGUAGCCAAGGAAUUUCACCUGGAAUAUGACAAGCUGGAAGAGAGGCCUCAUGUGCCAACAACGUUCAACUACAAUCCAGCCCAGCAGGCCUUCUAAGGCCCAACAGGUCCAAAGGCUGCAGCUGUUCCUGCACACAGCACUGCCGUCCAGGAGGGGGCGCUGUAACGCACACAGCUUGUGUUUUUAUUGCUGGAGGAUUUGGCUUACUGACUGCAGGGGUUGUCAUCAUCAUUAAAACUGUCCUGCCUUUCUGAAUUUACAUUCUGCCCGAAAAACACACUUGUUCCGUUUUUAUUCUGUUCCUGUUUAGAUUUUUUUUGUCUUUUGAGCAGGGUCUGUGUUAUGUUUACGUCUCCAAACCUUAAAGCCUGUUUACUACCAGAGAGAAGGACAAACCUUGUGUUGUGGGACUAUGACGGAACAAAGGUUCCACCUUUUAUUUACAGCGUGUGUUCAGAACACAUGAAGGUGCAGAAAAAAACGACGUUGGCAUCCUCAAACACAAGUGAAGGGGUGGAAGAAAUGCAAUGUUUAUUGUUGCACUAUAUUUAGUAAUAAAAGAACACAAAAUUUG